AACGGCGCGGACAGCGACUAGUAUACUAUUUGAUGGCUUAUUAAGCGCGAGAGAGCGAGACUUCCUUACGAGGCACGACAACGAAUGCAACCAUGGACCAACGAGCUAAGAACGACGUCUAUGACUUGAUCAAACCGAUGCUCGAGAAUACUGGAGCACAUGGCAUCCCGAACAUCGUCCGUGCCGAGAACCUCCCACGGCGUCUCGCCUGGUCCCUGCUCUUCCUGGUCGCUCUCGGCUUCUUCAUCGGACUCAGCGGAAACCUCAUCCGUAAAUAUUACAAUUUCGAUUACAGUGUCAACGUCGAAGUCAUUUUCGAACCCACGAUCAACUUCCCUGCCGUCACCGUGUGCAACAUGAAUCCGUAUCGACAGUCGAGCGUUGUCAACGUCUCUCUCGAGCUCACAGAAAUCUUGGGAUUGGAGAGCGGCGUCCUAUUGUCGAAGUGGAAUUCUUCAACGAAAUACGGAGACUGGGAGAAUCUCGAAUUCUCUUCAUUAGAUGCUUUUACGGAGAUCCUCAAAUCGGCAACCCAAGAGGUCGGUAAUAUGUCUUACGAACAGCGGUUUAACAUCGGUCAUGAGCUCGAUGAUAUGUUACUCAGUUGCACGUUUCAUGGUUCACCUUGUGCGCCUGCGAAUUUUACUUGGUUCUUUAACUACCUUUAUGGAAAUUGCUACACCUUUAACUCAGGGGUCGCCGGCCUACCAUUACGGUCAAAUGAAAUAGGACCCAUAUAUGGACUUGCAUUAGAGCUUUUCAUAGACCAAGAGGAGUACAUCUCUACCCUCCAACCGUCAGCUGGAAUUAGACUCCUCAUCCAUGAUCAGAAUGAGAUGCCAUUCCCCGAGGAUUCAGGCUCUACCCUGGCCCCAGGAAGAGCAACAUCAAUUGGAAUGACAAAGAUUUCAGUACACCAGCUAGGAUAUCCUUACACGACGUGUACAGACGAUUUUCGAGUAGACAAUAUAUUCCGAGAAAGAUUUCCUCAUAUAAUAUACUCAGUUCCGGCGUGCGAAAAGAAUUGCCUUUUUAAUCUUAUUAGAAAUGAAUGCGGUUGUGCUGAUGCCCGCUAUAGAUUCAAUGAAUCAAUACCAGCCUGUAAUAUUUUACCGGACCAGCAAAACCAAGAAAAGGAAUGUUUUAAAAGGGCAACAGAGCAGUACAUCAACCGAGAAAUCAUUUGCGAUUGCAGGACGCCUUGUCGUAAAAGUUUCUACAAGGAAACAAUAUCAGAAGCAGUCUGGCCGAAUGAUCAGCAUCGGCCGACAGUACUGGAAGGGAUAAAACAACUCUCAGAUCAUCUACGAGACAGGAUUGAAAAUAACACCCAGUUUAUAGAUACCAAUGUUGUCAAAGUGAUUGUCUAUUUUUCAAGCUUGGAAUACGAAAAUUUCUACCAGACGCCAGAAUAUACCGUUUAUGAUCUCAUCAGUGCACUUGGAGGUCAAGUGGGUUUAUGGAUCGGGGUAUCCGUCUUAACCGUCUUCGAGUUCAUUGAACUCCUCUACGACAUUUUAAAAUAUGGCUGCACAAAAUUGACUAAACUAGGAAAGAGGACGGUAUUUGCAGGAGAUACAAUCGAAAGGGACCCAGUAGAACAUGAUCUGCAUAAAUGCUGACAUGACGUGUGCUUCACCAUUAUUCUUUGUGCAUAUAAAAUCGUCUGUGUGACAACUGGCGGCAUCCUAUUUUAUAUGAAGUUAAAAAAGCUGAUCCUCUGUACAGGACAGAUCAACAACCUGACUGGGCCAGGAUUCUAUAUACCAAUGUUUUCAGAAUGUCAUAGACAAAAGUGACCUCAACUGCCAUAUUUUGGCAUGUUUCGAUUAUGACACUGUCAUGGCUCGGAAGCACAUUGGAUGUAGCAGAUAAAUGAGUGAAAGAUUGCUGAAAUACUUGCACUCCUUCUUCAUGUUUUCAUGACAUUAUUGAAACGAAAUAGCAUUGAUUCUGUCAAUGGUUCUGUGAAUAGAACAUGGUGGUGCUACCCAAAUGUAUCUUGCAUUUUUUUUGGCAACUAAGUGAUAAAUCUUUAGAAAGGAAGUUAGCAAAUCAAUCUAGGUAAUCGAAGUUUAGCCACAUUAAAUCAUAAGUCAGUGAUUUAAACAUAGAGCUAUAGCUCUAUGAUUUAAAUAUGCAUCUCCGAUGGUAUGGCUCAGUUCUUUAAAGGUUGUUAUUUUCUCAAAAUCAGCAAACAAACAUAGUAAUAAAGUAUAAGUAAAUUAGUUAAGAAACAUAGGUGAUUUCAAAAUAUUUUGGGUUCAUUUAGCCAAAAGAGUUCAUAUAAAAUCCAUUUAUUUAUCUGCAAAUUUAACGUAUUCAACGGUUACGUAAUGAUGGUGUCCAUUAUAUUCCACAUACUGAAAAUCCUUCUCUAUGAUUGGUCAAAAGUAAAUCACAUGUAAAUUUAUCUUCAUCAUCUAUCACUUGGAGGUCAACCAGAGCGCAGGGCCCUGUGCUAAUGAGCAAUAGGCAUGCUUUAUUCAAACCCUCUCGUGGCUGUAUUCACCUCCCUGCAAAAUGUCGUGAAUUGUGAAACUUUCUUUCUCAAAGAAUUUUACCACUUUAUCUUCAAGUAAAAUUCAACAUUAUUACACCAUAGGAAAGAGUAAAUGUUACUCUUCUAUAAUAGUCAUUUAUUUUAAAUGAAAUAUUUUGAUAAAUAACUGGAUUUUAGGCCUGAAAAGAUGUCUGAAAAACAAAAUUUUCUUCCUCUGUUUUCUCUUGCAAACUGUGCAAACUUUUUUAUUUUGAGCCCAAAUAAUAUCAAUAUUAUCGUAAAGGUCAUUCUCUGUACUUUCUCACUACAAUGCCAAUCUUGAUAUGUGGCACACUGGAAAUGGGUCAGGAUCCAGCUAUUCCCAUCAACAUACAAGACGAAAUUUCUGAGAAACUUGAAAUCCAGAGUUCUGAUUGGCUGGAUAAUAUUUGAAAACAACAUGCCCGGGUAAUUUUAAAACAUUACCACAUAAUGGUGAAAGCGAUCUUGGAGCGGCCGCAGGGUGGAAACCGUUGGACUUUGGGUGGAUGUAUGGUCUCUUUGACCAAUCAGAAAGCAGUAAUCAUAAUUUCAAGCUGCAAAAUAUUAAUAGGUGGAUCCUGAUCCAUUUACAACACCUCUUCUUAUACAACCUAUAUCAUAUUAAAGCUUAGAUCUUCAGCUUUAUCAUGAUCUAAAAAUCUGAAAAUAUCAACUUUUGUUAAGUGAAAAUGAUUAUUUUGAGCUUGUUUCAGAUCAAAAGUUUCACCUACAGCACAGAAUUUUGAAAUAAAUUUAAACAAAUGACCUAAAAGAAUGAUUCUUCUUCUUUACAAUGAUACAAAAAUUAAGAAGUCUGAUAAAUAUUCAAAGCAGCAAUGACCGAUUCAAAUAGGUGUUUUGGCCCGCACCCAGCUCAUUAAAUAUGCAAAACCUUUCUCGUCAUGAAUAUCGCAGAGUAAUGAAGCUACUUUUUGAGGUCCUACCUGCCGACUGCGGUUAUUUUGUGUUUCGCUAAUCUAUCAAGUUAGAGGUCCACCAAUCGUUAGCAAUAUUUGUCAGAGCAAAAUGAAAAUGUCUUGCACUGUUUACUUACCACUCUAUGGUACUAAAUUCGAAAAAAUGCGUUGCACUGUAUAAUAUUGAGUCUGGUGCAAUACUGUAUAUGUGCGCAGUUUAGUAAAGCAAACCCAUACGUGCAGCCGACCCCAUAGAAGGAACGAAAUUUCUUUUGCGAAUUUGUUCAUUAAUUUUAUUCAAAUUCAGUUACAUUUUUUUUAUUUAGUUUAUAGAGUAACCGUUUUCCAAUAAAGAGUAUAAACAGACUCAUAUUUCGGUUUCUGGUGGUGUGAUGUUCUACCAGUUCUUUUGAAAAUUUGAAUCUUUCCUCUGGAGUUUUCAUCGGAAUGUUAACUCGUCUAAAUUGCCCGUGGCGUGUUUUUCCAUUGUUCAUUCUACACUGUCCAUCAAUUGUUUGCUCAAUAAAAGCAUGCAUCCUCGAUCGCGUUUUAAAAUGCAAACAGUAGUAUAAAUUGAACCCUGGCGAAUUCUUUCAUGACUCGUGGCAAAAUAAUCCAUGACCUGUGUCCAGACAUUCAAGAGACUUUGUUUCCGUUUAAGUAAUAAUAAUAUUUAAGCAAUCAUUGAAAGAUAGUCUCAUAAUCUGUGAGGCUAUUAUUAAACUAGAGUGUUCGCAGUGACAUCUUUUAAGAGUAAGUAAGAAGGAAUCCAUAUCUCCCUUUUUUUACAACGCUUAAACAAUACUUCUGAUAUGAUUUUUGUUUGUAUCAGUUUCCCCAUGGAUUGUUAUACCAGGGUAUUUGUGUAAUUGGUAAACUACGGGUAUGAAUGAAUGAAUGAAUGAAUGGCUGAUUACCUGAAUUUGCGCUUUUAGUAUUGAUACGAAACAUGCAUGUUUAUUAGAUCCAGUCUAGUUCUCUGUCAGUUUCAUUAUCGUCGAACUAUAUCAAUCUGUACCUGUAAUUAUUUUAAAGAAUUCGGCUGAAAUUUAAAAAAAAAUGAUAAUAAUCAAGUGCAGGUUUCUUUUUUUUAUUGCUUGAUAAUUUCCUGCUCAUUCUUGCAUUUUUUUUCCCAGUGGGGGUAUCAAGUUCAUAAUACCUUUGGGUGGUGUAGUUAGGUAAAUCUUACACUGUAAAAAAUGAAGUGCUAAUUAAGCACUUACAGUGCUUGUAUAGUGACUGCACUGCGCGUGCUGGUUUUCUAGUUUAAAUUUGAACUAGAAAAUCAGCACUCGGAGUGCAGUCACUAUACAAGCACUGUAAGUGCUAAAUUAGCACUUAUUUUUUUACAGUGUACAUGACCAUUGCACAAACAUAAAAUGAAAUUAGUCCUGAAAAGUCACUCACAAGGUGUUGAGCUGUCAAUAUUGUGAUCUGUAUUUUGUGUAAACUCAGAAUAUGUUUUGUAGCUAGGAAACACAAUACAACUUGUGUGCUUCCAACACCAACACCAACACAUGACUUGAAAACACCCAGCGUGUGCCGUGGUUCUGAUUCGACAGGUCUUCAUAUAGGCCUUUGACAUUGUGUAAGAGGUUAUACUGAAAUACAAAUAAUUACUUAUAC
Molecule: messenger RNA, 5067 nt
Organism: Lytechinus pictus (painted urchin)
Lineage: Eukaryota; Metazoa; Echinodermata; Echinoidea; Temnopleuroida; Toxopneustidae
Product: amiloride-sensitive sodium channel subunit gamma-like
Exons: 11
Coding region: 93-1622 (509 amino acids)
Biological process (GO): sodium ion transmembrane transport
Cellular component (GO): plasma membrane
Molecular function (GO): ligand-gated sodium channel activity
Source: RefSeq, a predicted model, not a curated record